Molecule: messenger RNA, 1338 nt
Organism: Komagataella phaffii GS115
Lineage: Eukaryota; Fungi; Ascomycota; Pichiomycetes; Pichiales; Pichiaceae
Product: N-acetyltransferase, confers resistance to the sphingolipid biosynthesis inhibitor myriocin (ISP-1)
Exons: 1
Coding region: 1-1338 (445 amino acids)
Molecular function (GO): N-acetyltransferase activity
Source: RefSeq, a predicted model, not a curated record
AUGGAAGGUACUACGAGUCAAGCGGGCAGGAGGACUUUGAGGCCAAUUGAAGAAUACAACUAUCAGAGAAACGUUCUGAAGACAUACUCCUGUUUCAUUGUGGCUUCAAAAUUGAGUGAAUGCGUUGAUAAAGAGGUUCUUUUAUUUGGAAUUCAGAAACUGGUGGCAAGCCGUAAACAGCUGAGACUGAAUGUGUUCAAAGAAGACGGCACCAACGACCUAUAUUUGCAGGAAAUAUCGGAUUGGAGCGUUGAUGAUGUUGUGGAGUUCAAAACGGGUAGUGAUAUUGUGGAGGAGAUCGGUAUGGCUCAUAGAUACUGCUUUGUAACUGCAAUCAACAAGCCCUUGUGGAAACUAGUCGUUCUCAAUUCUCAAUGGUUAUUAUUACAGUGUGACCAUACGCUACUAGACGGGAAUUCUGCUGCUUUUUUCCACGAAGAAUUGGUCUGUCUAUUGAAUAAUCAACCAAUUGGCAAAGACUUAGAGGAGGAGUCGCAACUCUCAAAAUUCACAACACCUUCAACUAGAUACCUGAUCGGAUGUCUGUUCAGUGAAUUCAGCCCCAAGUGGUUGUCAAAUUGGUUUGGGAAACUAGGCAAAAUGCCAUUCACAGAGAAAUCUCAGUAUCAAACGGAUGAUCCAAGUUGGAAUAUCAGUGUCAAGUCUCCCAUAAAAGAUAACGAGUUCAAGACGUUAAAGCAUCUAAUCACAAUAAAUACCCAAGAAUUCAUUAAGUUGAAGUCCUUACUGAAGGCGCAAUCGGUCUCCUUCACGAGUUUCUGGCUAUAUUUGAACCUUUCAGUGCUUUCUCAGUUUACUCAACUCUCUUUAAACUGUAGCAUUCCAGUGAAUUUGAGAACCUUAUUAGACAAAAGAAAUGCUAAGAGUUAUGGACUAUUCGUUUCUGCUGUGGAACUCAAGUUAUCCACGAGACUAGUCUCUCAUGAAUCAUUCGAUUGGAAUUACGUCAGAUACAUACAAUCCCAUUUAUCUCCAGUUAAACUGGAAGAAAGUGCUCAGUUAGUUGGAAUGCUCAACUAUGUAAACGCCAAGGACUAUCUACUCCAGAAAUCUUCCAAACCAAGAACUUGUACUCUGGAGAUCUCUAAUCUAGGACUCCGAGAGGACUACAAAAACACUGCCGCUCAACCCUACCUUAAUGAAAUCAUUUUCUCCCAACCAAAUAACAUUACUGGUCCAUAUAUAACAAACGAUAUGGCCUCCACUUCAGAACAGGUGAAUAUUCUAAUCGGUGCAGUCCCAGAGUGUGGAUAUUUUUACGAUCUUUAUACAUCUGGGCUGGAAGCCUUACUGAAUGAAUUCAUUCGCGACAUUUAA